AUGGCUCCCGGUCUUGUCUCUCCCGCUCCGGGAAACCUCUCCUCUUCUUUCUACAAUGAACGCCCUGGCGGCUCUCGCCAGGUUUCCAGCUUCUCUGCCCAUUUUGACAGUGAUAGCACCUCUCAAAAUGGCCGCUCUUCCCGCCGAGAAUCUUUUAUGCCUCGCGGAAAGUUCAAUGGCCUGGGAAGUCCUUCCGAGCUCCAGAGCCACGUCAAUGGCCUGUACCUGCGAAGUGGCAAUGAGCUUGGAGCUCAUGCAUCAUCCAGGCUCUCGAGCAGUAGCUAUGAAUCCCUGAAAGAGUGGAUUCGUGUUCAGCGCAUGAGUCACCUCCCUCCCGAGGGAAGCCACUACGAUAAGGUCUUGUCCUGGGCAAAGCUGUUCAUUGACCGUCUGAACCACUUUGAUGAUGGUGUCAGCCAGUUUUACGAUCACGGCUACGGUGCCACUCAGCUUUCAUAUGGCUACUGCGGUAUUCUGCUGGAGCUUGGCAAGGAGCACGCCUACACUUUGAUGACGUCUUUUGGAUUCUUCUACAGCAUCUCUGCCUCCCUUGUUAAUCUGCUUGAGCGUACCGAGUUGUUUGCGGUUUCGCAAGAGAUCAAGGAGCAGCUAGUCUUUGCACUGGGUGACUUGGUGACCUUGAUUCACGAUGUCGCUACCUAUUUCCACCAGGUUGCUAGCGAUCCAGCCAGCCCCUCGGUCUCUAUCAACAUCUAUGACGCUUUCCAUGGUUCAAUCUUUGCAUUCAAGGACCGCUGUGCCCGCAUUACCGAAGCUAUGUGGCACCACCAGCUUGCUGGAAAGGGUCUGGACGCUGGACUUUUGACCACCGUCAAGGACAUCCGCUCCUGGCUUGCCCCCGAGGACCGUGUUCUGGCCCACCUGGCCGAAAACACCUCUCACCUCGCCCAUGAGCGUGAGGAGAUGACCUGCGUUUGGGUUGCUCCUUAUCUGACCAACUUCCUGAAAAGCCAAAACCGUACUCUUGCUAUCACUGGUAAGCCUGGCUCAGGAAAGACUGUCACUGCUUCAGUUCUUCACGAUCGUCUGCAGGAUCCUGUUGGUGGCGUUCAUUACAAGACUCUUUACGUUCCCAUCAACGCCCGAGUUCCUGCUGAGACCACACCCAUUGCGAUUGCGAAGACCAUUCUCUUUCAACUCUUCGAGAAGCGUAUUGGCAACGUUCAACUGCUGAACAUUCUCGGCGAAGCUUAUGAACAGAGCAAGAAGACCACCGGCGAGUCCGAGUACCAGGGUAUUCUCUGGACUGCCCUUGAGCGCGGCUUGGCUGCCGCUCUUCGUAACGCCAAGGAGCUUGUUAUCAUUGUCGAUGGUCUUGAUGAGGCUGCUGGUGGCGAGGAAUCUUUGCUGCAGAGCUUGAUUACUGCUACCGCCAAUGGCAGCAAUGUGAAACUCAUCACUCUGGGUGCUGAGAAGCCUAAGAUCACCGAGGGUGUGUUUCAUGUCCCUAUCACUGAGUCCCGAAUUGCCGAUGAUAUCUCUAUUGUUGUCCGUGCUAGCCUGGAGGAGCACAAGACCUUCCUUUCUCUGUCCGAACUGGAGCAGGAGACUAUCAUUGACCAGAUUGCCGAGGCCUCUCAUGGUUCCUUCCUCUGGGCCAAGCUUGCCGCUAAGCGCGUCCGUCACGAGAGCUCCCCAGAUGCUCUCCACAAGGCUGUUGAGAAGAUUACCAACGGCAAGGCCCCGAUUAACGAGUUUGUCUUUAAUGCUACUCAAUCUCCUGAUGUUAGCGAUGAGGCUCGCCAAAUUCUGCUGUGGCUUGCUACCUCAGACCGUCCUUUUACUCUGAAAGAACUUUCCACCUUGGUCUCAAUCGACGCUACCAAGCAGACUGUCACCGAUCGCGUGUUCAAGCCUCGGGAUACACUGCUCCCUGUAAACAGCCUGGUCUUCAUUCAGGAUGGCCAAAUCGGUUUGCGUCACGGCCUCAUCCGUUCCGCUCUCCAGGAUAUUCACUCUCAAGGAAAGCUGGUUCCUACAAUCAAGGACCGCCACGCUGACUUUGUCACUCGUCUUUUCAUCUAUAUCAAGACUGUUCUCCCUGAGCAGAAUGAGCCUUCUCUUCGUACGCUUGACCACAGUGAUACUUCCCUUCAGGUGCAGAGGAACCCGCUGCUCGACUUUGCCAUCCGUUACUGGCCUCGUCACCUCACGCAGACUACUGUGUACACCACUGGUGGCGAUGCCCCUACAGCCAAGGAGUUCAGCAAGAUCUUCCCUGCCACUAUUACCCUUCUUUUGCUUCAGAACACAUUGUGGCGCACUAUCAUCACACCGACAUUUGUGCUCUACCAGACAACCGUCACUAAUCUCUGUCGCACUAUCUUGACAACAAAGAGCCGGGUGACCCUACAGUCAAUCAUCUCACUGGCUUUCCUGUACCGUGAUAUUAGCUUGGUUACCGACUCGAUUCCUCUCUUCUACGAGAUCACACUUCUGAGUCGGGAUCUCCUCAAGACUGAGCACACCGUGACCAUGAAGCUCUCCAAUAUCUUCCUUGAGUUGACUUCGCAGCUCACCACUACCUCCCGCACUGAUAUUAUGAUCAAGCGCGAGGAGAUCCUUCUUCUGGUUGUCGAAAGCUACAAGAUCGUCUAUGGUGAGAAUUCUGAGCAGGUCACCAGCACCCUGAAGCUUCUUGUUGAGCACUACCGCGCCACCAGUGAGGAGAAGAAGGUGCAAGAAAUCACCGCCAUCAUCACCAAGAUUAACACCUCCUACCACGCUGAUGACGCUCAGGAUGUUUCAGUUCACAUCAAGGGUCGUAAGGAGCAUGAACAUCAUGACCUUGGAAUUCGAUGGGUCUUAGAUGUUGAGCACGAUGAAUCUGUUGAUGAGAGCUUCGACUACGACGCUCUCGUUCAACUGGCCGAGAAGUACCGCGCCGAGGGCAAGAUUACCGAGGCUGAGCGGAUCUACGUUGAAAUCUGGCAGCGCACCAACAAGGAGUGCCGUAUUCAAUCCACUUCUUUCUGGGAGGAGACCAAGCUUAAGGCUGUCAUUGCUUAUUCCAAGUUCCUCAAGGUGACCAAGCGCGAGACUGAGGCCUCUUCCAUUCUGUCUAGUGUUUGGGAGGAGCACCGCCAUACUAGCCUGGCCCUUUCCGAGAAGUCUUCCGAGCACUUCAAGGAAAUCGCCACUGUGAUGGCCUCCGUUGGUCUCUCUGCUGCUGCCCUGUCUAUUUUCAAGCAGGUCUCUCACUACUACAAGAGCACAAGCAAGUCCUCUCACUUUGAGGAGAUUCAAAAGAGCAUUUCCAGCACUCACGAACAGGUUGUGAAGUCGGCUAGUUCUUCUCACUCGAGCUUCUCCGAGUCUACUCUUGAAGAGAUCAUUGAAGAGUCUUUCGUUUCCGGCAAGAUUAGCGAAAGCUCCUUCACUGCUACCACCACCCUAGUCGAGCAGUUCACCUCCCAGCACCGCUGGAAGGAUGCCACCCGUGUGAUCAAGAAGGUCCUCAAGGGCCUCUGGCCAAGUCUGUUUGCCCCCACUAUUCAAGAUGUCUCCGUUCCUACUCAAAACCCUGACAAGGCGAUUCACUAUGCCGAGCGCCUCGCUCAGUGCUAUCACUACCGCCGCCGCUUUGCGCGCGAGGAGAACAUUCGCGUUCGCGUUUACCGCGCCGUCCGUGCCUCUCGCCCUGUGGAAGACAACGUGCGGGCGCGAGUGACCGAGGCCUUGGUUCUCUUUUUCGAUCGCUCCUCCCAGCCCGACAAGGUUAUCAGCACUCGUCAGGAGAUUCUUGACGAUUACACCGCCCAUUACGGCCCUGAGCACCCUUCUGUCAUUAAGCUUCUGUGGACCUUGGCUGAGCUCACUCGUCCUCGUCCAAUCUUCGUCGAUUACUACCAGCGCAUUAUUCAGGCAUUGAACAAGGGAUCACCAACUACCUGCAAGCCAGAGGCUUUGGAACCACUUGUUCUCGUUUCCACUGAGCUUUGGACUCAGAGCCGCUACUCCGAGGCUGUGUCUUACUUCACCCUGCUGUUCACCACCUUCCUGAGCCAGCCCAAACAACCCGUGUUUGAGAAGCCUUCCUCUGUGCAGGAGAUCUUCACUCGCUACAUGCACUGCCUGCGCACCGUUCGCGCUGAGUACAAGACCAUCCAUAAAGUCACCAUUGACUACCAAUCCAAGGUGAAGACCGUGUUUGGUGCAACUGCUUCGAUCACCAUUCAAGCUACUCUUACUCUUGCUCGGGUAUGCCAGGAGUCCAAGCGCUACGAAGAUCAGGCUAUCUCUCUGUACGAGGAGUUGCGCAAGACUGGCUCUCAGGAGAUUGACAUUGACGAGAUCACCGCAAUUUUGGACGGUAUCUACGAGGAGCAGACUUCCCUUGUUACAUCCAGCACCGAGUCUGUCUCCAAGGAGCGGGUUGAGACUGCCUCCAAGAUCCUUCGCAAGCGUAUGGUUACCACACGCAAACAGGGCUGGGCUCACGAGGAGUCUCUGUCCCAGCUCAAGGAGUUUGUUUCCUUCCAAUCCAAGUUCAGCUCCAAGGAAUCCGUCCUCAGUGAGUUGAAGGAAUCAACUGUGAACAUCCUUCGCGAGGAGAGUUCCUCUACUCGCCUGGUUUCUGCUGCUGCUGUCAUCGCUAGCAGCUACAUUGCUACCAGCCAGGUUCACAAGGCCGUUGAGUUGUCUGAGGAGCUGUACCGCCAGGUUGUGAUGAAGGAUACCACCAACACCAAGACUUCUCAGUUCGAUCUAACUUCCAAGAGUCGCCAGAGCCUCGUCUUCCUGGCUCAGCUGGAGCACAGCCUUCGCAAGCAAACCACCAGCAUCACCGACAUUCUUGCGUCUCUCACUACUGAAUACGUCUACUUCGAGGAGUUCCGUAGCUACACCUCAAGCAAGACUGCCUCCUUCCACAGUGUGACUCUCUCGGCUUCUCGUCUUUACUGGUUCUUGCACAGUGCCCAGCGCCAGGCUGCUGCCAUCCACGUCUUUGACGAGUUUGUAGCUUACUUCUUGGCCACCGAGGGUAAGCGUACCAAGCUCACCAACGCGGCUCAGGUCAAGGUCUUCCUUACUGUCAUCUUGGAGCACUUCCACUCCCACCAGUCUUCUAACUUCGUUCGGUCCGUCGGUAUUGCCAGCAACCUGCACGUAAUUAAGUUCCUCGAGGCCAAGAAGUACGAGGAGGCCUCUAACCUGGCUCUCGCUGGCUUCCAGUACAUUGCUGCCCACGAUGGCUUCCGCACUCCCGACGUCAUCAAAUUCGUGUUCACUUUGGGUAUCGCCAUCACCGGUCGUACUGUCAGCCCUAAGCCCGAGGUCUCUGUCCUGAAGAAGCUCCAAGGGACUUCUACUCCCAUCCUCAAGGAGGCUCUCCAUGUCAUCGGCGAUCUGAAGAUCAACCUCUCCCAGAUCAGCCUCGAUUACUUGAACAUCCUGAUUGCCAUUCUUGGCGAGCAGAAGGACUACAAGACCCUUGUCUGGCUGCUCAGCAGCCUCUGGGCCAGCCGCAACCAGCAGGUCACCUGGCCCGCCCAAGUUACCCUUGGUCUCGCUCGUCGCUACAUCUUGGCCCGCUACCUGGUUGGCGAUCUCAAGUCUGCUCGUCUUGCUGAGGAUAUUGUGUAUAACUGUCGCCGUGUCAACGGUGCAAGCCACUCCAGCACCCUGGAGAUGUCCACUUUGCUCACCCAGCUGUACACUGGUAUUGCGCAGCAGUACCAAAGCCAGAAAGGUGGCCAGCACAUGGCUAACAAGUACUACAAGAAGAGCGCCAACCUCCACGAGAACUUGCUCCGUAUCUUCAUCGACUCUGAGUUCGCUGAGUUCGAGGGUGGUCUUGACCAGAGUUUCAGCAUGGAUGGCUCUGCUUUUGAUCUGAACAUUGAGGAGACCCCAACUGGCUCUGGCCUCUCUGAGGCUGACCAUGUUCGCCAGCACCUCAACUUGCUUAAGCUGUCUGCUCAGCGUCUGGGUGAUUUCCCCAAGGACGCCGCUGAGUAUGAGCGCCUGAACAAGGAUAUCUUUGACGCUUUCGGUGACGACAUCAAGGGCGCUGAGGGUAUUGAGAAGUGGAACCUGAAGGGCUUCGGCUCUGGCAAGGCUUCUGGCACUGAGGACACUCUGAUCCCUGAGGCCAUCACUUGGGAGCUUGAGUAUGCCCAGUCUUCCGCUGUUGAGGAGGAGCUGUAA
Penicillium angulare is the source of this 6171-nucleotide messenger RNA. Its product is annotated as NACHT domain protein. Gene Ontology annotation, molecular function: ATP hydrolysis activity. The record is from RefSeq and is a predicted model, not a curated record. The transcript has 2 exons. Bases 1 to 6171 code for a protein of 2056 amino acids. Lineage: Eukaryota; Fungi; Ascomycota; Eurotiomycetes; Eurotiales; Aspergillaceae.